AUGAACAACACAAUUGCAAGGAUUGUUGUUUUAAUUGGUCUAAUUUUUGUGGCGACCUACACGAUUUAUUUGUUACCAAAUCUAUCUCAAUCUAUAAAAGUUUACCAAACAGAAAAUAUAUAUCACUUAUCAAAUAACAAACAACAAGUAUCAAAUUAUAAUAUAGAUUAUGAAUUUAGAGGAAAGAAUUUUACACAGGACAUGAAUAAUUUCCCAUGGGAGGAUUUUAAAGCAGCAGCAAGAACUGGUAAAACUGAAAAUACAGAUAAAUAUUCACAAAUGUUGAUUUUAACAUUAUCAAACUAUUUAAUUGAACCGCCAUUAGUGCCAAUUAAUGAAUCAUGUAAACCUGAACCUUUACCAAUUAUUAAUAAUUCUGUUUGUGGGAAAUAUCCAAGAGUAUUCUCAGGUAAACGUGAUAAACCUGUUAAAAUCGGACACAUGGUACAAAUUGGUUUCGAUAUUGAUGUUUUAGAAGUUCAUUUAAAUGAAUUAUAUGAUGUUAUUGACCAUUUCUUUAUUCUCGAAUCAACAGUAACACAUUAUCAUAAAAUGAAAAAACCAUUGAUUUGGGAACAUGUUAAAUUUCAAGAUCGUUUCAUUAAAUUUCAAGAUAAAGUUGUACAUUUAAUUUUAGAUGAUACUGAUGAAGAGAAUGGUAAAGGUUUAUUCGAUGCAGAAAGUUAUCAGGAAACUCGUCGUUGGCAAAAGUUUUUAUACUGGAAUGAGAGAACAAACCAAUAUGGUGAUGAUGAUAUUAUUGGGUUUGGCGAUACCGAUGAAAUCAGUGCAAGAAUUAAUUUACAUUAUUUAAAGAAUUGCCAAUUUAGAAAAAGUGUUGAUAUUGUUGAUAUUGGUAUUUGGUUCCCGUAUGGUCCAAUUAAUCAAGUUUUUAAACCUUUUUAUUCAGUACCAAAUAAUCCAUAUACACUUGGUGAUCCGACUUUUUAUACAUUGAAAAGAGCAAAAUCAACAACUAAAGCACCAUCUAGAAAUCGUGGUACUUCGGGUCACUAUAUGCUGGGUGGAAUGCAUAUGACUCAUUAUGGUUAUUUACCAUUCCAAAUGGUGAAAUAUUUAUCAUGUACUGAAUGUGGUAUCAAAAAUGAAACUCAUGUUAAAAAUUUUUCAGAUGACAUUCAAAAUGGAAAUAUUCAAAAAUUAGAACUUCGUUUAUUAGAAACAAAAUCUGACCACGCUUAUAAAAUUCAAGAUAUUAGCACAAUGGAUGAUUUCUUUAAAAAAGAAGUCGCUAUUUUACCAUGGUUUUAUAAUUGUAAUCGUAAUCGUUACCCUGUUUGGGAAAGAAAAAAUGAUCCAAGAUUAUUUUAA
Dictyostelium discoideum AX4 is the source of this 1332-nucleotide messenger RNA. RefSeq lists its product as hypothetical. Gene Ontology annotation, cellular component: membrane. The transcript has a single exon. The record is from RefSeq and is a predicted model, not a curated record. Lineage: Eukaryota; Evosea; Eumycetozoa; Dictyosteliales; Dictyosteliaceae. The coding region runs from base 1 to 1332 and encodes 443 amino acids. Gene Ontology annotation, molecular function: beta-1,4-mannosylglycoprotein 4-beta-N-acetylglucosaminyltransferase activity.